Molecule: messenger RNA, 2725 nt
Organism: Linum tenue
Lineage: Eukaryota; Viridiplantae; Streptophyta; Magnoliopsida; Malpighiales; Linaceae
Source: the annotation of a GenBank genome assembly
UGGGACGAAAAUAGGAAGCAGGCCUCAGACUCGGAGGCCCACACCCAAGUCUCAUCGACCCCUCUCCUUUCUUUCUCUCGCUAGUGUUUCUCUGGUCCGGUCUUGUCCUUUUCCUUCAUCCAGCCAACCACAGAGAAUUAGCGAGAAGAGAAUGGUGGAUGCAGAAGCUCCCAAAACUCAGCUAAAAAGAUUGAAACUUUUGUGUGGGUGUGGAUAUGAACCAAUCCCACGUGGAUACCUAAUACCUAUUACCCGCCAUUUAACAUGCAUCCAUCUCAUCUUUUCCCUUCUCCACUCUGUACUGUUAUCCAGAAAAUCUUCUUUCAGCCUAAUCUUUAUUUGUACGCACCCUGUAAUUACAUUCCAUGCCAAUUGAAAUUCCUAUUUUUGAUGGGUACCCAUGAAAGGCCAUUUUAGUGAGAUGAGAUUCCUUUAUUGUAAGGCUGAGAAUUGGAGCCCCCCUGUUUUGUCCUCUUCUUUGAAUGUGAUUACCUUUGCAGUUGGGAGGGGAGGUGCUCUUCAGCUGCAACCAUAAUUGAGUGGUUUGAAUAAGGGAGAGAAGGCGAGGGAGGGGAAGCCAGAUGUGUACAAAGAAGUCCUGCGAGAUGGAUGUUUCACUGCAACUACAAACCCACUUGGCCGAGUAAUUGCAGUUAAGGUGUUUGAUGUUUUGACUGGCUCAGGGGAGCAGCAUUUGCUUUCUACUGCCAUUAUUAUUAGGGAAAAGCCCAGAUGGCGAUAUGAUUCUUUCUGUUAAGUAGUUGUUCUCUCUCUCUCUCGCUGCCAUGGUGGAGCUUGAUGAUCACCAGAAGGAAGCUGCACCACCAACUACAACAACUGUUUCUUUCAAUAUAGCAUGUCAAAAAGGAAGGAGCUUCUUUCUGCUGCCAUGAAGAGAACUAGUGACUGGAUUUUCUCCCAUGAAAUUUCCAGCGAUGUUACAGUUCAUGCUGGUGGAGCUUCUUUCUCAUUGCAUAAGUUUCCCUUGUUGUCAAAGUCAGGCUACAUAAGAAAGCUAGUGUCCGAAAGUAGUGAUGCUGAUCUAUCCGAGAUUCAAAUCCCCGAGAUCCCCGGUGGGCCAGAAGCAUUUGAACUCGCAGCAAAGUUCUGCUACGGAAUCAACUUCGAGAUAAGCACAGAAAACAUUGCAGUCCUUCGAUGCGUGGCAGAGUAUCUGGAAAUGACUGAGGACUGCUCAGUUGGAAACUUGGUGUCGAGAGCAGAAGCCUACCUAAACGAGGUGGUGCUCAAGAGCCUCACUGGUGCAGUUUCUGUCUUGCACCAUUCGGAAAGCCUCGGCCAUAUUGCAGAGAAAGUGAAGCUGGUGAGCCGAUGCAUAGAUGCCAUAGCACUCAUUACCUGCAAUGAAACCAAAUUCUCUAUCUCAGGCAGGUCUGACGGUGGUACUACAUUGGAGGCCCAACCAAAGCCUAUAGUUCAUUGGUGGGCUGAAGAUUUAACUGUUCUCAGGAUUGAUCUAUUUCAGAGAGUUCUAAUUGCAAUGGUGUCGAGAGGGUUCAAGCAGUAUGCCCUUGGCCCUGUACUCAUGCUCUAUGCUCAGAAGUCCCUCCGAGGUUUGUUGAUGGUGCAGGAGACAUUUGGCAAGCCUAAGAAAAAAAUCGACCCGCAACAAGAGCAUGAAAAAAGGGUUGUUUUAGAAACCAUAGUGAGCCUGCUGCCGAGGGAGAGAAAUGCAAUGUCUGUAAGCUUCCUAUCCAUGCUGCUUCGAGCUGCAAUCUACCUCGAGACAACUGUUGCUUGCAGGCUUGACUUGGAGAAGAGGAUGGCUUCACAGUUAGGCCAAGCUGUGCUAGACGAUCUGUUGAUUCCUGCAUAUUCAUUUACAGGGGACACGCUGUUCGAUGUGGAUACAGUGAAGCGGAUCAUGAUGAACUACACUGAAAGCGAAGCGGAAGCUGCUGGGAAAAUCAGAUUGGGUGGGUACCAUGUUGGUGACGAUGAUUAUGGCUCUCUUCAGCUGAGUGAUAUGGAGAGGGUUGGGAAGCUGAUGGAGAAUUACUUGGCUGAAAUAGCCUCGGACCGGAAUUUGGGCGUUUCGAAGUUCAUUGGUCUUGCUGAACUUGUUCCUGAACAGUCGAGGAUUGUGGAAGACGGGAUAUAUCGAGCCAUUGACAUAUACCUUAAGGCUCAUCCAGGGAUAAGCGACAUGGAGAGGAAGAAAGUGUGCAGCGUAAUGGACUGCCAGAAACUCUCUCGUGAGGCCUGCGCUCACGCCGCACAGAACGACAGGCUCCCAGUCCAAACCGUCGUUCAAGUCCUCUACUACGAGCAACAACGCCUUCGAGACACCAUUGACAACGACAACAACACUCCCAAGGUCCCACUCCACUCCACCGACAUCCAUCCCGUCGUCGUCCCUCCUCAUCAUCAUUACAACGACGAGCUCUCCACAUUGAAGCGAGAGAACCAGGACCUGAAGAUCGAGCUGCUCAAGAUGAAGAUGAAGCUCAAGGAAAUCGAGAAAUCGUCCAGUACUACUAGUAGUGCCAGGCCAGCAGCUGGGAGUACUACUACUCCAAUGGGGAUAAGCAGAUCGUCACCUUCUGCAGACAAGCCUCCUCUGCCUCCUCCUUCUAAGAAGUCGUUCAUCAACUCGGUGUCGAAGAAGCUUGGGAAGAUAAACCCUUUCGUGCGUCUUGAUGGUGUGUCGCCAUCCAAAGGUCGCACCAGGCCGCCUAAAGAUCGACGCCAUUCUGUAUCUUGA